GGGCCCCAAUAACUAGUCCCAGAGGGGAUGCCCAGGGCUAAGUUGCCUGAGGACAGCAGUGCAGUUGACAUGGAUAUUCUCUUUCCUCUGGACAGUGUUAUUGAGACAGAGCUGUGCCCCAGCCCCAUUCCCCAGAUCAUCCAUUUCGUCCUCUUCGUUGUGUUCAGCCUGGUGAUCCUGAUCAUCUUACGCCCCUACAUUCCCAGGGAGCCGUCCUCAGUGCCUCCCAGAGAGGAGGACAGCGAGAAUGAUCAAGCUGAAGUGGGGGAAUGGCUCAGGAUCGGAAAUAAAUCUAUCACUUUGAAAGAUUAUAGAAUUCUAUUGAAAGAACUGGAGAACCUCGAGAUUUACACUUUCCUGUCGAAAAAGUGCCUGAAGAAGCUCUCUAGGGAGGGCAGCUCCCAUCACCUUCCACGCCAAGUCUGCCCAGGGCCAGUGUACAAACGAGCACCUGCUAGGAACCACCGGCCACGUGGGGGGCGUGGGAAAGCUUCUCCCACCAGCUUCCAUGUGUCCCCACGGGCUCCCCCGGCUCCUCUGGCCUCCAUGCCGUCAUCAGUCCCAAAGACCUCUGUAGAGUCCUUGGGGUAUCUGUCAUCCUUGAGCUCCUCCAAGCCACGAGAGCCUCUGUGUCCCCUGAAGCACCCUUCACACCGGCCACCUGCGAGCACCCUAUCACCAAACCCGACCACCUCCACAGAAUCCUUGGGGUAUCUGUCAUCCCUCAGCUCCUCCCAGUCACCAGAGCCUUUACGUCCCCUGAAGCACCUUUCACACAAGCCACGUGGGCGUUCCCCUCCCCGACGACGGAAUCCUGGCUGGGUGUCCUGGUCCGACUCCAUGCAGGCUGAUUCUGAAACUGACGCCAUAAUAUGCCCAAUGUGCAAGGCCCCUGAGCGCUCCUGUCCACACACCUGGUGGGUGCCUUCUAGCCCUCGAGUGAUCCGAGGCGUUGGUCGCUGCAGUGAUCCCGACCUGGGCCUCUCCUGGAGGCAGGAGGCUGCUAGAGCCUGGUGCCACUACACCUCCUCACAGUUCCCAUUCGAGCACCCUAAUCUUCCCACCCACCUACCAAAGGCUUCCUUCUAGGGAGACCCCACAUGCAGGCAGGUGGAGGCAGGGGUCCCGCUUUCCUCAACCUGGAUGUGCCAAUGCUGCUGGACGCACAAGACACCAAAAUCCCAGACACUCCCAUGGACACCGAAUAUCCGACAUCCACAAACAAUUGGGAAUCUCCUGAGGACAACUUGGAGGCGCGUCCCCUCAUCUGGGCACCCCACAGAUGCUGGAAAUGCGUGUUCUAAUGGAUUGGGAGAGACAGAGAUGGGGUCCAAACCUCCAGUCCCUGGAGCCCGUAAAUCUCCUUGGGAGGCUUGGUGCCCACAGAGACCUCUUCCACAGCGCUGCACACACAGAUCUUCCUUCCUAGAGGAUCUGAACUCACUUAGAAAACUGCCAGCACAGGAGGGAUAACAUCAGCUGUGCACCCCACUGGAGAACCCAGAGACUCUGGGUCAUUGUCAACAUUGCCCCCAGAAUGGGCUCUCUGCUGGGGAAGAUGCUCAGGAAUUGCUGCUCUUUUGCAAUGCCAGUCUCUCCUAACAGAACUGCAGAUUCCACGUGUAGACCUGCAAACUUCUGUUCUCUGCAGUUCCCUGAGUCACAGUUUACAUAAUCACAUUUUUUUUUUUUUUUUUUUAGAUGUAGUCUCACUCUGUUGCUCAGGCUGGAGUGCAGUGGCACCAUCUUGGCUCACCACAAACUCCGCCUCCCAGAUUCAAGCCAUUCUCCUGCCUCAGCCUCCCGAGUAGCUGGGAUUACAGGCUGGUGCCACCGCACCCAGCUAAUUUUUGUAAUUUUAGUCGAGAGAAGGUGUCACCAUGUUAGCCAGGCUUGUCUUGAACUCCUGACCUUGAGAUAUCUGCCCACCUCAGCCUCUCAAAGUGCUGGGAUUAUAGGCUUGAGCCACCAUGCCCGGAUGAAUCACAAAUUGUAAACCUGAAUAAAAUGCUGCAACCUCCAAUGAGAGGAAAAUA
Messenger RNA from Gorilla gorilla gorilla (western lowland gorilla), 2036 nucleotides. RefSeq lists its product as uncharacterized. Lineage: Eukaryota; Metazoa; Chordata; Mammalia; Primates; Hominidae. The record is from RefSeq and is a predicted model, not a curated record. The transcript is spliced from 4 exons. The coding region runs from base 28 to 1089 and encodes 353 amino acids.